Molecule: messenger RNA, 2279 nt
Organism: Carassius carassius (crucian carp)
Lineage: Eukaryota; Metazoa; Chordata; Actinopteri; Cypriniformes; Cyprinidae
Product: NF-kappa-B inhibitor alpha-like
Exons: 6
Coding region: 366-1535 (389 amino acids)
Biological process (GO): cellular response to lipopolysaccharide; signal transduction
Cellular component (GO): cytosol
Molecular function (GO): protein binding
Source: RefSeq, a predicted model, not a curated record
AGUCUCGCACGGUGUCUUGUUACGAGAGGGGUUUGGGAAUUCCCCAGGAAAACACCUACGCAUCCAUAAGGCCUUUUCUGGACAAACUGGCCAACAGCAAGCCGCUCACAAGGUGAGCAAUUUGUAGUUUUAUAAUGCUCCGGAAAUGGAGGGAAUCAGCGCUUGCCGCUGAUGUUUGGGAAUUUGUCCAGAAAGAGAUCAUCUUGUUCCCCUAAAAACAUCAACAACCGUCAGACGGAAUCCAUCUGGCUAGAAGCGAAAACGGCGCUUUAGAUAGUUGUCUGGACAAAAAGAUAGUUGUUUGUCAGGAAAGGCAGUUUCUCUUAUUACAGCUGACAUCAUUUAAACGGCGCAUUCAUUUAUAAAUGGAGUGGACGCAAGAUAAUCACGGUGAAUCCCGGAGACAGAAUGUACGGCCUACGCCGAGCUACGCUGUGGAGAAAAGGGGCGCCGUGGACUCUGUCCCGGAGGACUGGUGUGACAGUGGGCUAGACUCCUUAAGCGGGGUCGGACUCGGUUUUGAGGUUCCCUACAGUACGUACACCGAGGCCGAACAGAUGUGGACACCUGGUCGCUCUGACGUCCCUCCGCCGGACGAGUCCGACAACAGAAGCACCGUGGAUUGUGUGUCGAUUGGCGGCGGAGAGAGACUCGACUCUGCCAUAGGGGACUCGAUUAAUGAGGACGCGGUGGUGGGGUGCAUCUCCGACGGGAUCGGCACCAUGAUGCUGGGCGAGCCUGCAGGUACAGACAGACUGGCGGUUUCAAACACUGAGGAGGGUCGGCAGCGAAGGGAAGAGCUCUUCAACACGCUCAACUUUCUGUCAGAGGACGGUGACACGGUACUCCAUUUGGCGCUAAUUCAUGAGCAGUGGGGUGUUGUUCAGUGCCUGCUUGAAGAAAUUGUGGUGGACAACACCUGGAUUCCUUACCUGAACAUCCAAAAUGACCUGGGUCAGACCGCUUUACAUUUAGCAGUCAUUGUAGACCGGAGUGAGUGUGUUCGGGCACUGCUGUGGAGUGGAGCAAGUGCGGAGAUCCAAGAGCGGGGCGGAAACACACCUUUACACCUGGCUGUCCGAGAGCUUCGCACAGAGUGUGUGAGAGAGCUGACCAGCUGCUCAAGGACCCCACCAGUGCACUUGAACAACACCAAUUAUGCAGGUGUGAGUGCACUGCACCUGGCUGUACAUAGGGGCAAUUGUGAGAUCAUCAAAAUGCUGUUGGAGGCAGGAGCAGAUGUAAAUCAACGGGAUUUGGGGUCAGGUCGGUCUCCAUUGCACUGGGCGAUAGAAAGUCAGAGGUCAGAGGUAGUGGAGUUAUUAUUGAGCGCUGGUGCAUUGGUGAAUCAGUGCUCAUAUGCAGGCCACACCCCAUUCUACUGUGCCCUUUACCGACCCAACAAAGAGGUGCAAGCCCUACUUCGUGCCCAUGGGGCCACAUACACACAGGACGAUGAAGAAGAGGAGGAGUAUCGAGAGAGUGAGGAGGAGGAGUUUGAUGAUGUCAUCAUAAAUGGACAGCGAGUGCUGUAGCAGCAAAACAUGGACACUACUCUGCCAUUAGACCCUUUGAACUCAAGCUGAACGACUGUGGUGUCUGAUUGUAUUUGGUCGAGGCUGUUGUGUGUGUCUGCUUGUGUAUUUUGUUUUAAGGUACAGUAUGCUGGAUUUGGUUCAGGCUGAUGGGAGUGCUUAGCUAGAUUCUGUUAUUCAUGGAGAAUCAGAGUUAUUUAAGCCUGACAUCACGCAAAGCCUUUUAAAGCUAUAACAAUGGAGGCAGCUUUUCAUUUAGUGAAACCUCUCAUUGGCUCAUCUCAUUUAUGUUAUAAAAUAGGGAUAGUUCACUUACGGAUGAAUAUGCUGUCUUACCCUAAUGGUGGUUCGAGGCUGUAUGACUUUUUCUUCUGAGGAAUAAGAAGAAAAUGUCUUAAAAAUUGUGAAAAAAGUGUUUUAUGUGCACACAUUAAAAAUUAGUGGAGCUUAAUGUUGAUUAGGCAGCAUAUCCUAUAUCAUACCUUAAAAUGUCUUCCACAGAAAAAACAAAGUCAUUUAAUUUUUGAAUGACAUAAGGGUGAGAAAAUUAUUUAAAUUUUGGGUGACUUAUCUCUUUAAGAACCAAAUUCCCUAGAAGAUACCAAACAAUGUACAUUGUCAUUUCCACUAGUGAGUAGAUUAAUUAUUUCCACAAUAGUGGCUUUCUUUCUAUGUUAAAAUAAAUUAUUAGCCUAAUUUUGCUGAAGAGAAGUUGAAUGGUUUUUAAUAAAUUUGUUGACAUAC